AUGGCACUGUUGCGUCAGAACAAGAGGGGCGUCUUAACGGAGCCGGUGUCAGUAGGUAUACAGAUCAAACUAGUGUACAACAUGGGCGCCAAGGUCUGCUACCUCUAUUUUGGUCGCUCUUUUAACAUUUGCAUGCGAAAACUCGCACUCCUCCGGGCAGCUGCGCGAGUAAUAUCGUACGUGGACGAUGUUACGUUCUUCUGCCGGCACCAUUAUAUCCAUCAAGCUGCGCAGCUCCUCUCGGAGUUCAUGCCUGAUGUCGAAGACUUCUUUACCCAGCGUGGAAUGACGAUCUCGGCAGCCAAGUCAUCCGUCAUUGUUUUCACGCUGGACCCGAAGGAGUUCAGUCGUCACCCGGCCCUCACCGACAAUGCGCCAAUCAGCGAGCAAAAUUUGUCAUCGGACCGAGGAAGAGACAGCAGCAGCAACAACACGUGUCGUGUCCUCUUUGAGGUCAAGCGGGCAUGCCGUCGGCAUGCGACCGACUCCGGUGACAUGGGUUGCAAAUUGGGACAGGAGGAGGAGGAGGAGGAGGAGGAGGAGGAGGAGGAGAAGGAUGCUAGCGACAGACAGAUGGCUAUCUCCACUGGCGUGUUUCGUGGUCUGUGCUGGCCGCGUCGCCAGAACCAAAGAGCAGUCUCCUCUUUUAUGUCACACAGGAGUGGUGCCCGCGCAGAUAGCCUGCUAAUGGAAAAGGGAAAACACUGUCUGUACAACUUUGGGACUCCAGAGCGAGCGUUCUUGUAA
Dibothriocephalus latus is the source of this 747-nucleotide messenger RNA. The record is from the annotation of a GenBank genome assembly. NCBI's taxonomy places the organism in Eukaryota, Metazoa, Platyhelminthes, Cestoda, Diphyllobothriidea, Diphyllobothriidae.